Trichechus manatus latirostris (Florida manatee) is the source of this 1177-nucleotide messenger RNA. Its product is annotated as keratin, type I cytoskeletal 10. NCBI's taxonomy places the organism in Eukaryota, Metazoa, Chordata, Mammalia, Sirenia, Trichechidae. Gene Ontology annotation, biological process: epithelial cell differentiation; intermediate filament organization; epidermis development. Gene Ontology annotation, cellular component: keratin filament; cytoskeleton. The record is from RefSeq and is a predicted model, not a curated record. The coding region runs from base 1 to 1038 and encodes 345 amino acids. The transcript is spliced from 5 exons. Gene Ontology annotation, molecular function: structural constituent of skin epidermis.
AUGUCUGUUCGCUACUGCUCAAGCAAGCAAUACCCUUCCUCCUGUAGUGGAGGAGGCGGAGGAUCAUCCCUCAAAAUUUUGGGCAGCAAAGGCUACAUUGGUGGAGGAUAUACCUCAGGAGGGUACAGCAGCAACUCUUUUAGCCUGGGAAGCUCUAGCGGGGGCUGCUUUGGAGGUUCAUUAGGUGGCUAUGGAGGACUAGGAGGAUAUAUUUGUGGAGCUGGCUUUGGUGGAGGCAGCUUUGGUGGGGGCUAUGGAGGAGGAAGCUUUGGUGGAGUCUUUGGAGAUGGCGGCCUUCUCUCUGGAAAUGAAAAGAUAACCAUGCAGAAUCUGAAUGACCGCCUGGCUUCCUACUUGGACAAAGUCCGGGCUCUAGAAGAAUCAAACUAUGAGCUGGAAGGUAAAAUUAAGGAGUGGUAUGAAAAGUAUGGCCCUUCAAGACCGCGAGAACUUUUUGACUACAGCAAAUACUACUGCAUCAUCGAAGACCUUAAAAAUCAGAUCAUCAGUCUAACAAUUGAGGAUGCCAAUAUUCUGAUCCAGAUUGACAAUGCCAGGCUUGCAGCUGAUGACUUCAGGCUGAAGUAUGAGAAUGAGGUAACCCUUCGCCAGAGUGUGGAGGCCGACAUCAAUGGCCUGCGCAGAGUGCUGGACGAGCUGACCCUGGUCAAGGCUGACCUGGAGUUGCAGAUCGAGAGCCUGACUGAGGAGCUGGCCUGCCUGAAGAAGAACCAUGAGGAGGAAUUGAGAAACCUUCGGAAUGUAUCCACUGGUGAUGUGAAAGUGGAAAUAAAUGCUGCCCCAGGUGUGGAUCUGACUGAACUUCUGAAUAACAUGAGAACCCAAUACGAACAACUUGCCGAACACAACCGCAGAGACGCUGAAGCCUGGUUUAAUGAAAAGAGUAAGGAACUGGCUACAGAAAUCGAUACUAACAUUGAACAAAUAUCCAGCUAUAAAUCUGAGAUUACUGAAUUGAGACGCACUGUCCAAAGUUUGGAGAUAGAACUACAGUCCCAAUUGGCCUUGGUAUGUUAAUAACUCUCUCUUGAAAUGACUUCCGCUUUAUUCUAUAAACUUUCCUGCUAACAGAAGAAUAGCAACAAUAAGUUAUACAACACAAUAGAAAAAUGCAGUUAGGAUAAGAAAGUAGAAAUCAAACUGGAGUCCUACGUUG